Didymodactylos carnosus is the source of this 1035-nucleotide messenger RNA. The record is from the annotation of a GenBank genome assembly. Lineage: Eukaryota; Metazoa; Rotifera; Eurotatoria; Philodinida; Philodinidae.
AUGACGUCCACUACUGGAAGUUGGAAACAAGCACUUAAAGCAACUAUGUGGAGAUUACUUCAAUUUUGCUUAUUUGUAAUUGUGGCUCCACCGUUAUUAAAUUUUGCCUCAAUCAAACGUGAGAGCUCGCUUCUCUCCGAACAUGGUUUGCCAUACGACGUGGGAUUUAAUCAAAAAUUAUUUUUACGUUGUAGAGGAAAGGGCGUACCAACAGUUAUUUUGGACUCACCAACAGGAUUUGGUUCCGAUGUUUGGCUACCUUUACAAGAUCAAUUGAAAGAAAUCACGACGGUAUGCGUUUAUGAUCGAAGUGGCAUUGGAAUGAGUGAAUUGCCAACAUCUAUACCCAAAGAUAAUGCACAGAAGGAAGCCGAACAACAAACAAAUAAAGUACCAAAAAUGGGUCGUGGUAUGGAAUUUACGAUCGAACGCAUGGCCGAAGAUCUUCAUCGAUUAAUAACAUUUUCUAGUCAUCAAAACAAGCCGUUUAUACUCGUUGGAACAGAGUUAAGUGGUCUUAUAGCUCGAUUCUAUGCACAAAUUUAUGAAUUGUACAACAAACUCAUUCCACAUUUUCAUAUUUUACAACUAGCAGCUGCGACUGGAAUUAAUCGUCUUCUAUUAAUAAGUGGUAUGAUGGAGACACCACUGAAGAAUACUAUGAAUGACAGUAUCAUUUAUCGUCAGCGACAUUUAUUAUGUAAUCCACGUCAUAUUGGAUCAGCAAUUCGUGAGCAUUUUUAUAUGAAUGAAACGUUUUCUCAAAUGAAAUUGGCGUGGCGAAUGAAAGCAUUUCCUCAAAAUAUUUCGGUGACGAUUGUAACAAAACGUAAAUAUGACACUCAUUUGUCAGAUUCAUUGAACAAGGCUUGGGAUCAAUCACAGCAAUAUCUUCGUGAAAAUUUAUUUCGUAACCGUGUUCAACAUAUUACAUUGGAUUCAAAUGAUAAAUAUUUUAUGUUCAAUAAGCCGAGUUUACUGUUUUCAUCAAUAAGCGAUGCUAUACAUGAAUGGAGAAGUAAGGGACUUGCCUGA